Molecule: messenger RNA, 2857 nt
Organism: Vicugna pacos (alpaca)
Lineage: Eukaryota; Metazoa; Chordata; Mammalia; Artiodactyla; Camelidae
Source: RefSeq, a predicted model, not a curated record
AUGUUUCUGCCGUUCAUCUCGGCCAGCUUCUCGGCCCGGGCUGUUGGAGGCAGCAGGGUACAUCCCGAGUCUCUGAUGCUGCUGCACACGGGCCUGAGCAUUAGUGGAGAGCAGAAACUUGAAGGGUCUAAGUGCAAAGGGCAGCUUUUGAUUUUUGGGGCAACCAACUGGGACUUGAUUGGUCGAAAAGAAGUGCCUAAACAACAAGCUGCUUACCGCAAUCUCGGUCAGAAUUUGUGGGGGCCCCACAGGUAUGGGUGCCUUUCGGGGGUCCGGGUGCGGACAGUGGUUUCGGGGUCGUGCGCUGCCCACAGCCUCCUCAUCACCACAGAAGGGAAGCUGUGGAGCUGGGGGCGGAAUGAGAAGGGGCAGCUGGGACAUGGCGACACCAAGAGAGUUGAAGCCCCCCGACUCAUCGAGGGUCUCAGCCACGAGGUGAUCGUGUCCGCGGCGUGUGGGCGGAACCACACCUUGGCCUUGACGGAAACGGGCUCCGUAUUCGCGUUUGGGGAGAACAAGAUGGGGCAGCUGGGCCUCGGCAACCAGACGGACGCUGUUCCCAGCCCCGCGCAGAUAAUGUACAACGGCCAGCCAAUUACCAAAAUGGCCUGUGGGGCUGAAUUCAGUAUGAUAAUGGACUGCAAAGGAAACCUCUACUCCUUUGGGUGCCCUGAAUAUGGUCAGCUGGGACACAACUCGGACGGGAAGUUCAUUGCCCGGGCGCAGCGGAUAGAAUACGACUGCGAGCUGGUGCCCCGGCGAGUGGCCAUCUUCAUCGAGAAGACGAAGGACGGCCAGAUCCUGCCCGUCCCCAACGUGGUGGUCCGGGAUGUGGCCUGUGGCGCCAACCACACGCUGGUCCUGGACUCCCAGAAGCGUGUCUUCUCCUGGGGCUUCGGUGGCUACGGCCGACUGGGCCACGCUGAGCAGAAGGAUGAGAUGGUCCCCCGCCUGGUGAAGUUGUUCGACUUCCCUGGGCGCGGGGCGUCCCAGAUAUAUGCCGGCUACACCUGCUCCUUUGCCGUCAGUGAAGUGGGUGGUCUGUUUUUCUGGGGGGCCACCAACACGUCCCGAGAGUCUACCAUGUACCCGAAGGCCGUGCAGGACCUCUGCGGCUGGAGAAUCCGGAGCCUGGCUUGUGGGAAGAGCAGCAUCAUCGUGGCUGCGGACGAGAGCACGAUCAGCUGGGGCCCAUCGCCCACCUUUGGGGAGCUGGGCUACGGGGAUCACAAGCCCAAGUCUUCCACGGCGGCUCAGGAGGUGAAGACGCUGGACGGCAUUUUCACAGAGCAGGUGGCCAUGGGUUACUCACACUCCUUGGUGAUAGCGAGAGACGAAAGCGAGACGGAGAAGGAGAAGAUCAAGAAACUGCCAGAGUACAACCCCCGGACCCUCUGACUCUCCCGGAGCCUGCAACUCCACACCUCUCGCGGCAGCUGUCAUUUCCACGUGCACUGGGACGGGAAGUCGAACGAGGAAUUUUAAAAAGCAAAAGUUGACCGAAGGUGCAUUUUUGUUAGACUCCCUGAGGUUCCGUUUUAUAAGUGAUUCAACGUCAACUACCUUUUCUGUAUGCUUUCCAAAGUGGUUUUUUUUCCCCUCUUUAUGUUUAAUUAAAAUAUUUGCUCAGAGUUGAUUUACCAUUCCUACAAAAGAGGCAAAAACUUUGAGCAAUCUAGAUUUUUUUUAAGUUGUUUUUCUUUCCUCCACCCCCUCCUAAAAUAUACUUCUCUAAACACCCCCUUUUCCGGUUGAUUAGCAUUGUGAUCUGAGUGGGUGCUGCCUGGGAGAGCAGUCACCACGUACUCAGAAAAAAAUGUCCCUUGUGGGAGCCGGCAGCAUCCAGGCAGAGACGGUCCCUGGUGGUCGAUCUCCAUCGAGAAUCACACCUGCGUGCUUGGAAGCAUCUGGGUCACUUCUUUCCUGCUUUUCCUUCUAGACCGGCCAAGUCCGCGUGCGUUCCGCUUCUCCCCUUGGCUGCUUGUAAGCCCCACCGCCUUUUGGCUGCAACAUUAAUAGAAUCCGCCGUUUCCCCCCUGGUGGGGGCUCUCGGAUCUGUGUUUAGCCAUUUCUAUCUACUUUAGCUGUAAAAGAAGUCCAAAUGAAAAUCAGGUGACCGUGGAACCAGUGAGGACUUGGGGGUGGGCAGAUGUGGGGACAAUGUAUCUGGUUCAAGAUCUGGCUUGAAGGCUCCUCUGGUGAGCCCGGGCCACCUCGCCAGCACUCGCCGUUAGAGAUUGAUCAGCCAGCAGUGAAAAGUGCAUUCUGGAAUCCUUGCAAAGAAGGAUCAGCUCUUUGUGUGCCAGCCCCUGUUGCCUCUGUGCUUCUGUCUGUAUUCCGACCCCCUCCCCCAGCCGGAUCCUGCUGGAACGGGUGCAGUCUGUUCCUGAGGCUCAGGGUCCCGCUCGGCCAACCCAGCUCUGUAGUCGCGUGCGCUCGGCUGAGAUACCAAACAGCUGGGACGAUGGAAGAAGCCCCUCGUCCCCGCAUGUCGGCGCAGAGGCUGCUACUGCCACCCGCCUCCCCGCCACGUGCCCUCCGCCAGAGCCCGUCAGCGGCGUUGCGCUGCUCUGCGUGAGUUACCAGGUGCCUUUCCCGGAACCCUCCUCUCGCUUGGACCCAAGAGAGGCGACAGCUCUGGCUGGGGCUCUUGGUUUCGAGAGGGUCUGGACUGGUUUGGGUGCUUUAAAAUAGAUUUUUUAGUUCAGUGGUGCUUAUGGGGGAGAUGCGGAUAGAACUCCAGUGUGAGACUUGGGUGGAUGGGAAAGUUAAAUAACUGGUCUUUUUUAUUUUUUUGCUUUGCUGUUGUUACCACGUGUCAUUGUCUUGAUGUUAAAAUGCCAAAAACGAUCUAGUU